Auanema sp. JU1783 is the source of this 1224-nucleotide messenger RNA. The record is from the annotation of a GenBank genome assembly. NCBI's taxonomy places the organism in Eukaryota, Metazoa, Nematoda, Chromadorea, Rhabditida, Rhabditidae.
AUGAAAAUCUACUUCAUUAUUCCUCUAGUUCUUUAUGCUACGCUCUUCAGUUCAUUUUUUUUGCCGGAUGGAGAUCCUCACAGCUAUGAGGACCCACCUUCCCAUCUGAGACCAAUUAUUCAUACCAAUUUCUGUGUUAUAGCCGAUGUUUUUAAAAGCUCAUCAAGAGUGCUUACUAUCCCCAUGAUGCUGCAUAUCACACCAGAUUAUAUCGGAGAAUCUUUACUAAGGACAGUAAAUAGCUGGGAUGGACGUGUCGUUUUGGCUGUUUAUACAGAUAGUUCUAUCAGACAUCCUAUCCAUCUGCACCCUAGUAUCGAACAAACAAUAAGAAAAUUACAGCAGCUCUUCCACUGCAAUCCCCAUUUGACUGAACAGGUGACUGUUCAUAUAUUCUAUUUAGCUACGGAGCAACUCAAUUGCGAACCCUUCAGCAUUGAAUUAUCCCAGAAUAUUACUUGUGAAAAUCCUUUCCAGCUAGACAAAAUAAAUUAUCAGAAAUUGUUAGGCUACUACCCCGUGAACGCAGCUCGUAAUAUUGCGAGAAAGUUUGAUACCUCAGCAUGCUUUGUACAAGCCGACGUUCAGCAAGUAUUUUCUUCAGGAGCCGAAGAAAAAUUAAGAAAAGCUUUUGAUAAAUAUGGGAAGAUAAACAAUGGGCAGGUUGCUUUCAUAAUUCCAAGGUUUGAAUCUGAAAAAGGAACAAUGAUCCCUAGGACGAUCGAGCAGUUGGAAGAAGUUCAUGAUAAAACAGUUUUUCAAUUCCAUGCGUUCAGCUACCCAACAGCACAUAAUGUAACUGACAUUAAAAAAUGGCUACACACAAGUUCAACGACGAAUAGCCUUAUUUCUGAAAUAACCAAUUACGAAGAUCACAAUACACCUGUCUGGGAACCUAUGUUUCUAGCUCACUCGUCUCUUCCAUUUCAUAAUGAAACCAUCUGGUACGGGAUGAGAAAUCAGGCAGCUCUGGUUUCACUGAUGUGUUGUCUCAAAUAUAAAUUCAUCAUCGUAAACAGCGUGUUCAACGUGCAUGAGGGUGUACGUCGAAUCCCAUUCAGUCGAAUUGUUCAUCCGUAUGAGCGUAUUAGAGCGAAAAAGAUUAUAACUGCCUAUUAUAUAUCAUUAGUAACCAGAUAUAACGACAGAGCAACUAUGUGUUUAGGACACUUGUCGUAUGGACUACAAGGGAACCAAAAAAGAAAAACAAGAUCUUAUGAAUAG